GGGAGGGAUGAGAGCCGAUGAGGGAGGAGCAGAGUCUCAGUGUGUGUUCUCCCUCUGGAGGAGGAAUCAGCAGCUGCAGGACAAUGGAGCGUCUCCACCUCGGAUCCUAACGGACACCGGACUGUUUCCAACCCGCGACACAAGGAGGUGACCGUCAAACAGCUCCAGGAUGCUGUCUUCCUCGUCCCUGCUGACCUGCCGUUCAUCAGGGGGCUUCUGAUUUACCAAACAUGAUGAAGACUGAGCGCCCGUCGGCCACGGGGGGCAACGGGGCGUCCGGUGGGAGCAGCGGGGGAAGCGGGAGCUCAAACCUGCGGAGUCCCUCACCCCAUCGCAACGCCUACGAGGCGGGGCUGGCGGCUCUGAAGAAGGCCACCGACCACCUCAACAAUGCCGCCAACGGGGGCUCUGACCCGGCCUCAAAGCCCGCCCCCUUGCCUCGCCCGACCGGGAGAGGCCGGAGAUAUGGAUCCAACGUUCACCGCAUCAAGAACAUGUUCAUGCAGAUGCAGUCGCCUGGUGACGAGGAGGAAGGAGCCAAAAUGAUCGGUAUAGACCAGACGGUGAAGCUGUCGCUGCCACGCGCCUCCAGCCUCAACGAGAACGUGGACCACAGCGCCCUGCUCAAACUCGGAGGCACGGUCUCGGAGAAGGUCAACCGGUUUGACCAUAAACCAGGUGGGGAAGGCGAGAGCUCCUCCGUGGGUUUCACCAAACUGCAGGAGACCAGGAGGAUCUUUGAGCAGCGGACUCUACAGGAGAAGCAAGCGGCCACGAACCGGAUCUUGCUGAAGAAGGAGCGGGCUUCGGGCUUCCAGGGCAGCCGUCUAGAUGUCGUGGCUCGCUUUAACGGCUCCACUGAGGCUCUGGACCGACUUGACGACCCGCCACCUUCCGCUCCACCUCCUACUCCGCCUCCACCUCCCACUCCACCUCCUACUCCACCUCCUACUCCCGCUCCACCUCCAUCUAGUAUUCCUGCCCCUGCAGCCUCAGUCGGGCCCGGUGACGCCGUCAGCCCCACCGUAAGCCAGCUCAGUGCCGUGUUCGAGAAGGUCGAGCCGCCAAGCAAUCCCACCCCCCCCCAGCGUCGGUCAGCACCUGCCCUGGCACCAAAGCCCAAACCUCCAGCAAGAGGAGAGGCUGUCGGCAGGAAGGUAAAGUCGUUGCCCCCUGGAAAGGAGGCCCCCGAGGAGAGGGCAGGAGACGCAGAGCGAUCGGAAGGGGCAGGUUCAGAAGGAGUGGUGACCAGCGAGGAGAAGGAUGGGUCCAGACAGUCAGGAGACCAGCUCUCCAGCUCCUCCACGUCCUCCUCGUCCUCAGCGGCUGUCGCAUCCUCCUCCUCUUCCUCCUCAGAGGCCAAACCAGGCGUGGAGGCGCAGCCAGCAGGGACUGAAGCCAGGGGCUCAAGUACGGCGGCUGCUCCAGACCGGGAGCCUCAAGCUGACGAUCUGGACGGGCCCGGCGAGGGGUCCGAGGCCGGAGCCAGGCUGGUGCAGGCGGAGGUUCACGCCUCAUUGGAAAAUGGAGAAAAAGAGCCUCCAGGUUCUUCUCCCUCCUCGAAGGAGCAAGGAGCGGACUUUGAGAGGAGGGGUGAGGAAGAGGAGGAGGAGGAAGAGGAGGAGAACGACGAUGAUGGCUCGAGGAAGGAGGAUUACUCGGAGGGGGAUCUGGUGGAUAUCAGUGCGUACAGCGGACUUGGGGAGGAGGACUCUGGGGGGAGCCAACUGGACGAUGAGGACGAGGAAGAUGAGGAGCCGUAUCAGCCGGAGACCAGUUGUUCUGAGAUCGCAGGCCUCCCCGAGGAAGAGGAGCCGGCUCCAUCCAAUAGGAAGAUUCAAUUUAGCAUUGAGCCAAUCAAGGUUUUCACCACCUACUCCAACGAGGACUACGACCGACGUAACGAUGACGUGGAUCCAAUGGCCGCCUCGGCCGAGUACGAGCUGGAGAAGAGAGUCGAGAAGCUGGAUCUAUUUCCUGUUGAGCUGGAGAAAGACAGCGAUGGCCUGGGCAUCAGUAUCAUAGGAAUGGGUGCAGGAGCUGACAUGGGCCUGGAGAAGCUGGGGAUCUUCGUCAAGACGGUGACAGAGGGCGGAGCCGCACAGAGGGACAACAGGAUCUUGGUGAACGAUCUGAUCGUGGAGGUCGAUGGAACCAGCCUGGUCGGCGUCACUCAGAGCUUCGCUGCCUCCGUCCUCCGCAACACCACCGGCACCGUCAGGUUUGUGAUUGGCCGGGAGAAGCCGGGCGAGCAGAGCGAGGUGGCCCAGCUGAUCCAGCAGACUCUGGAGCAGGAGAGGUGGCAGAGAGAGAUGAUGGAGCAGAGAUACAAACAGUACAUGGACGAGGAUGAAGAGACAGGUGAAUAUGCAACAGACGAGGAGGAGGAGAUGAGUCCAGUGUUUCCAAACUCCAUCGAGGUUUUCGACCUGGCGGAGAACCAGGACAUGAUGUCUCCUGAGGAAAUGGACCCUGAGAAGCUGGCCCACAAAUUCAAGGAGCUCCAGAUUAAACAUGCAGUAACGCAGGCGGAGAUCCAGCUGCUGAAGAGGAAGCUGGCUCACGCGGAGCAGGAUAAGUUGCGUUGGCGGAUGGAGCGAGCUCAGCUGGAGCAAAACAUCCGGGACAGCAAAGAGAGGAUGGAGAAGCUGGAGGGCUACUGGAUGGAGGCUCAGUCCCUGUGCAAGGCAGUGGAUGAACACCUAAAGGAAACCCAGUCUCAGUACCAAACCCUAGAGAGGAAGUACAGCAAAGCCAAGAGACUGAUCAAAGAGUACCAGCAGAAGGAGAUCGAGUACCUGAAGAAGGAGACAGCUCAGCGUCGGGCAGAAGAAGAGAGCGAGGCGACGCACAAAGAAGAGACGGACAACCUGCAGGAAAAGAUUUCAGACCUGGAGACCAAAGUGGAUGCUCUGAAGACGCCGCCCAAAACCUCCUAAACUGCUGCUGCUCGCUACCUCCUUCCUGUGAUGGAAGAGGAGGGUCUCUGCCUUCAUCCUGACCGGGACUGUAUUUCAUUCCAAUCAACCAUUUACUGCACAGACAGGGAACGACGACGGGGGGGGGGGGCGUGGAAAUGAAAGGACGACAACUGUAAGAGAGGAUGAGGAGGGCGACGCACGAAGAGGAAAGACGCAGCUUCUCAUCUGACAUCUGCCCGCAGCUUUGAGCUCAAUCAGUCAGUCACCAAUCCCAGAAUGCACCAUCAGUAUUACCCACAAUCCUCCUCGUGUGUCUACCUGGCAACCGGCUUGGCGAUCAACACAGAAAACCACAUUCAGCAGCUUGUGCUUAAUUUAUGGAUGAUGUUUUUUUUUCACGUCUCCUCAUCUCACCGGGCUCCAGUUCAAUUUAUUUUUAAAAAAGCGCUUUUAAUAAACAGGCUUGUCACAAAGUGCUUUAUACAGUGGCAGAGCAGGCGAACGAGGAGAAGAGGACGGAAGGAGAAGAGGACGGAAGGAGAAAAGGACGGAAGGAGAAGAGGACGGAAGGAGAAAAGGACGGAAGGAGAAAAGGACGGAGGUCACGUGGUUGUCGUCGUGCUGCUCGUGAACCGGGCGGCUGCUUUUUAUGUUCUGGGAACCGGACUGGAUUCUCCUGAAGAGGACACGAGUGUUUCAUAACUGCGAGGAGAAGUGACCACCUCAUUUUUAAAAACUCUAAUCCUGGAGCGGAGCCUCUGUCGUCGGGAUGAACCACGAUGAAAACUCUUAAAAAGGAAAUAGCCACCACCGAGGGAACUACGGAACAAAAAAAACGGCCGAUGUAUUUCUGAUCGGUGACAGAAACUGGGAAGCGACAGAACUCCCGCCCCGGGCUUUGUUUUUCUAUUUCUCUGGGAGCGAUGGAAGGAAUCAGGCAGGACUGUGAACUGGUGGCGUACUGUUUGUACAUAUUCUAUACGUGUAUUUAAAAGUGUUUAAACGGCUAAAGCAAUUCAGUGGGUGUGAUGUUGCGUGUGAGGCGGAGCUGUGAGCGAAUGAGCACGUUGCAGAAGGUUCAGUUUUCCCAGAUUCAGUGCGUUUCAUCUCUUCUACCCACACGAGUGGCAGACGGGGUGUGAAUAGUCUUAUAUGUGCUUCUAGAGCUUCUGUAUAUUAGUUGGUGUUUAUCUGUGGGUUUACAUGCACUCCGACGUCCUGAGCUCCACCCUCGCCGUGGACUACGUUCCUGAGCUGGUGCAGGAAAACAUCGCUUUCUCUUUUCGGGAAAUCUGCUUCAGCAACCAGAAGAUGUUGGGUUUGUUGUUCUGAGGCGACGUCCCGAGCUCGGGUUCCAGGGUAAACCGAGAACAUUCACUGAACUCCCACAUUCAGAGAACUUCUCCGAGUCGAUUGUUCAAACGUUUACCGGGGCAGAGAUAAUCUCAUUGGUUGAGUUAAACGUAAGUGGGCGGGGCCAAAUGUUCCUAACCAAUAGUGUUUCUGAGUCAGAUAUUGAUCAUCAGAGUUCUGAUAACAAUAUAAUUAACAGUAUUCUCUUUUUCACUUUAAUAUGCUGCAGGAAACAUAAUGAAAUGUCAUUAUGAUAGAAUUUGUCAAUGUUGUCUACAUGACCUCAAACAUUAGUGUUUCUGUUUCCUUUUACUAAUAUUACUGAUAUGAAUUAAUACUGAUAUUAACUCAUAAUAUCAACCAGGGUCAAAUUACAGCCAUAGAAAUUAUUUGUGGAUAUUGGACGCUUGAAUUAUUUUGAACCUUAAAAUAAACAAAUCAAGUGAAAUCAUGUUUUGCCAUCACACCACAUUCAGUCUGACAGUCAAAUAUUAUAUCAUAUUUUGCAGCUAUAAAUUUUGUGGUAUUUCAAUUUUAAUUUUAAUAUUCAGACGUUGUCUUUUCACUUAUUCAUAAAGUUUAAAUGAAGUUGAAAUGCAGACGAUCGGUAGCUGACGUAAAUAAACUAGAAUAUUACUCCAAUAUUUGAUGUAGUUACACAGGACAUGUAUUUAUCUGUGAUAAUUCAUCCUAAUGGCCAGAAGCAUUAAAUUCAAUUGUCAUGAAAGAAUAAGAAAAUAUUUGACACUUACAAUCAGUAUUUGUACAUAAAUGAGAUAGAGAGUAGAGAUUAAAGUAGAUUCUGACCCUUUGUAAAUGUCACAUGUUUCACUGAGUUAGAUGUUAUUGAACCCUACAUAUAUUUUAAAUUAUUGAAAAACAAAGAACAAUCAACUUAAAAAAAAAAAUAUCUACACUAAACUUCAAAUAUAUUUUAAGAUUUAGAUCAAAUUUAUUUUGUGCAACCACUUAAUAUUAAAAUGUGAAAGUGUAGUAGAUUCUACAUCGUUCCUCACAUAUCGUCCAACUGUCGGUUGAAGGUCGGAGCACUGAGCCGCUGCAGCUGCAUCAGAGGUUUUAUCGUACACAGAUUUGUCUCUGAUCCGGCGAAUCGGAUGAAUUUAAAAACCACAACAGACAGAAAGUUGUUAAAAAUGCUUCAGAUUGUCUCAACUCUCCAGUGGAAAAGGUGACAGAUCAACGGGUCCAGUUACAGGAGGAUGAAAGAUGGACCAUUAGGGGUCGAGUUGUGCUUCUGUGGUGACAGUAGUUUAUAUAUUUUAUCCAGUGGUUGAUGAGGUUCCCAGUUGUGUGUAGAUGGUAAAUGAUGCUCAGUCCGACAGUGUGUGUAACUUAUACACAGUUCUGAACAAGCCAGUUGUGUGUUUGAGGUCUGAGGUCACAUCGUGUGACGGAGCGCCGACUUUUAGAACUUCUCCAACUUUGUGCUUUUCACAGAAACAACAUGAUGUUUCGCAGUGCGUGUUAUUUUUGUCAGCCGAGCGUGUGACCGAGUUCUACAGAUGACGAUGUAACUCGGUCGGUCCAAACUGAAAUAUCACAAGAUCUAUGGCCGUGAAGUUUUGUAGAAAUGUUGACGGGGCACAGAUGUGAAUGACUCCAGUACUUUUUUGUUCAUGAACAUUCCAGUGGACGUCUGUUAGUAUUGUUUGUUUAAUGUUUUCUUGCUCAAGGAGAAACAUGGUAAACUUGAAACCUGCUAAUCAUCAUAAUUUCCUGCUUUUAGCAUUAAUCUCAAAGAACAGAGCUGUUAACUGGCUCUCAACUCCGUUCAGGUUCAAACCUCCCCUGAAAAUAAUCAAAUAACGUUUUAAUAUCCUGCAAACACAAGAUAACUCCAGAAUAUGCUGACAGCAGGUCAUGUUAUUGAAAUAAAUUCAAAUUGUGUAAUUUGAAAGCUUGAAAUUGUAAAAAAAUCGUCAAAUGCUGCGUUGACCAAUCCGUCCGGCCUCCAGCCGCCUGGAGUCCUCGAGCUGCAGAGUCUGAAUCGAUUUCUCUGAGCGGACAGUUUGUACCAGAUGUGUAUCCAGGCAACAAGGAGGUUCCCGUCGUUCUUUGCAUGUCUGUGUUUCCUCCAGGUUCCUCUGGCCUCCUCCCACAGUCCCACAUGCAGACUGGGGUCCGGCUGAGUGGAUGUUGAACCUGUCCAGGUUGUUCAGCUCCAGCUGGGGAGCUCACCUGGUCGCCUGUAUACUAGGAUGAUAGAGGGAUAGGUUUGUCUUGACGAUGUUAUCGUGUUUUGAAAUGGACGAGGAGGAGCGACUCCGUAAAAAGCUUCAUGUCUUUAAGACUGAAACCCGUAGUUUUUCUCUGUACUUGUUCAGAACUCGCAGUGUGUGUGGUGUCGUCCGGUCGGAUGGAAACGAGGGUUUUCGAGAGGGAGAGAACGUUUUUAAAGGAAUGAAAAUCAGCCAUCAGUAUUUUUAUUACUUCUGUUACAGUUUUAUCUCUUUUAAACCAAUGUGAGCUGUAUAGUUGCUGUUUCAUAACCAAAUCAAGCGGUGGUCACUCUGGGUUUAAGAUCUGAGCUCAGUGAUCCCUCUGCCGCGUUAUGGUGACCUUAGUUAGUUAACUUGCUGCUUUUGCCUUUUUCGAAGCCUUCGGACGCGCGCGUGUGUAGCUGUCGCUGACCGUCACAGUUGUGAUCCAUCGCUCAUAGCUGCAUAAAACACAAAAUGAGGGUGUCGCGUGUUUAAGGAGCUUCCCGGUGAUUACAGACAGACGACUGACAGAUUGUAGCACUGCAGCAGUUCACUGCUACAGACUGAAGACAGGUCGAUGCCUGUGACACGUCCCCACCUCAUGUUUUAAUUAUUUAUUAAACUCCACUCUUUCCCUUGCUUUGCAUUCUGAGAGCUGUCUUUUCGAAGUGAGAGGGUUUAGUGCCUUGCUUAAGGGUUAAGGAUAAUGAUUGUCGUGAGGAGCCUGUCCACCGGGUUCCACUGUCAGCUCCUCAUUAGCCUCCUGGUCAGAAGGGCAUCGAGCUGAUUGGGUCUUUUCACCUGGUUGAAGCUCAGGGUGGAAGACGAACUGGACAGGACGCUCGUUCUGACCUGUGACCACUGGUGACCAGUCUCUGAACACGUCAGAGCCAGUAGAACAGACUCGUGUGACGUGUUACACAGCAACAUUUAAUAACCUGGAAAACUGGGAGAACGUUUCAAAAUGCAGAAAAUCACUAAAGGAAACAUGGAAUGUUUUUUUUAAUGAAUAUUGUUUGUUAGAAUUUUGCAUUUGCAUCAUUUUAUUAUACUCAAAUACCCAAAGUCCAUCUCAUUUAGGGAGUUUCAGUCUCGACCUCUUCAAACACUGAUGAAACCUGACUGAGCGGCGAGCUAAACGAAGGAAAACGGCGGGAGCGGCGCCGAACGCUGCGAGCGGGACAAUCUGACGCCGCGUGGGCCGAGCUUCGAGUUGGAAACAGAUUCUCCGCCUGGUUUUCUUCUUUGGUUGUUGCCGCCAUGUUUGUCUGAACCAAUACCUGUCUGUCUGUCAGCAUUAAUAAAAUAAACAUGUUGAACAAGAGGAAA
Messenger RNA from Hippoglossus stenolepis (Pacific halibut), 7825 nucleotides. RefSeq names its product neurabin-2. The record is from RefSeq and is a predicted model, not a curated record. The coding region runs from base 231 to 2939 and encodes 902 amino acids. The transcript has 15 exons. Lineage: Eukaryota; Metazoa; Chordata; Actinopteri; Pleuronectiformes; Pleuronectidae. Gene Ontology annotation, biological process: calcium-mediated signaling; neuron projection development; actin filament organization. Gene Ontology annotation, cellular component: actin cytoskeleton; postsynaptic density; cytoplasm. Gene Ontology annotation, molecular function: actin filament binding.